GUUCGGCCCUCCAUAGGUUUGCCCAAGAUGGCAGCUUUGGAAGAAGAGUUCACGUUGUCUGGUGUACCCCUGAGCGCCGGGCCUGACGGACUCCUAGGCGUGGAACCUAGCGACAGAACAGACCAGUUUCUGGUGACACACAGUGGCAGGACUGUCAUCCUCUAUAAGGUAUCUGAUCAGAAACCCUUGGGGAGCUGGUCAGUGAAGCAAGGUCAAAUUAUAACAUGUCCAGCUGUGUGCAACUUUCAAACUGGAGAGUAUAUUGUUGUCCAUGAUGACAGGGUUUUGAGAAUAUGGAAUAAUGAAGAUGUAAACUUGGAUAAAGUAUUUAAAGCUACAUUGUCAGCUGAGGUAUGUAGGAUACAUUCAGUACAAGGGACAGAACCACUAGUGCUAUUCAAGAAGGGUGCCAUUCGUGGUUUGGAGGCCUUGCUUGCAGAACCCCAGCAGAAGAUUGAAACCGUGAUCUCUGAUGAAGAAAUUAUUAAGUGGACAAAGAUUUUCAUGGUAUUUAAGCAUCCUGUUUUAAUUUUUAUUACUGAGAAACAUGGAAAUUAUUUUGCUUACGUGCAGAUGUUUAACUCACGUAUCUUAAGCAAAUACACACUCUUACCUGGACAAGAAGAAAAAUCUGCCAUACAGAGUUUUGCAGCAUCUGCGAAUCGGAAGUUCAUCUCGUUGAUGUCAUUAAGCUCUGAUGGAUGCAUAUAUGAAACCCUGAUACCAACACAUCCAAGUGAUCGAGAAAAAAAUCAGGUGGUAGUUAGGUCACUGUUGCUCAAGGCAGUUGUGUCUGGUGAUGUUCGAAAUGGUGUUGCACUCAGCGUCCUGGAUCAAGAUCACAUAGCGGUCCUGGGAACUCCACUGUCAGCUUCUAAGGAAUGCCUCUCCAUUUGGAACAUCAAAUUUCAAACACUGCAGGCUUCAAAAGAUUUACUUCAAGGGACCAGUGGUCAGCUCUGGUAUUAUGGGGAAAAUCUGUUUAUGCUACAUGGAAAAUUUCUGACCGUGAUUCCAUACAAGUGUGAAGUGUCAUCGUUAGCAGGUGCACUUGGAAAACUCAAGCAUAGUUAUGAACCAGGCAGUCAUGCUGUGCCCCAUUUUGUGAACUGGGAAACAUCUCAGGAAUAUGGACUUGGAUCACAGAACUCAGAGCAGUCAAGAAUUUUAAGGACGAGAAAAGUUGAAGUGAGUUUACAGCCAGCUGUUUCAGCAUCUGCACAACUUUUAUUAACCAUAAAGAAUGAUACAGAAAAACACAUUGAAGUAGAACUCCGUAAAUUUUUGGCUAUUAAACAGACACCUGAGUUUCAUACUACUAUUGGGGACAUAGUAACAGGACUCCUGGGAAGGUGUAAAGCAGAACCAUCAUUUUAUCCCCGGAACUGUCUGAUGCAGCUUAUCCAAACACACGUGCUUUCCUACAGCUUAUGCCCUGGCUUAAUGGAAGUUGCCUUAGAAAAGACAGACGUGCAGAUUUUACAGCUCUGUCUCCAGCAGUUCCCUGACAUUCCUGAGUCGGUCACCUGCGCUUGCUUAAAAAUUUUCUUAAGCAUUGAUGAUGACAGUCUUCAAGAAACAGAUAUCAGUACGGAAUCGGUUUUUGACUAUAGUGAUACUGUACGAGAUGAGAAAAUGGAAGAGCAAACUGAAAUUAUGGAAAAUGGUUUCAAUCCUGAAGAAGAUAACAGCAAUAAAGAAAAGCCUCAGGGUACAACAGAGGAGACCACUUUGAGCCCUGUAACACCCAAAAGAGCAGCUCUGCUUAGAAACGCAGUUCUUCAUUCAGCAUAUAGUGAAGCAUUCCUUUUGCCUCACUUGAAAAACAUUCCUGCACAACAUGUCACACUAUUUCUCCAGUAUUUGUAUUUUCUUUAUCUGAAGUGUAGUGAAAAUGCUACUAUGACUCUUCCUGGAAUACAGCCUCCAACCCUGAACCAGCAUUUCCUUAGUUGCAUUGGGAGAAGACAGGGAGAGGCUGAUAAUAGGCGCUCUCCCUCUAAUAUACCACUUAAGAAUAAGAGAAUGAAAAUUAAUGAGAUUAUGGAUUGGAUAUGCCUACUUCUAGAUGCUAAUUUUACUGUUGUGGUAAUGAUACCAGAAGCAAAAAGGCUACUGAUAAAUCUUUACAAGUUUGUGAAAGCCCAGAUAAGCGUUUAUUCUGAGCUCAACAAGAUUGAAGUAAGUUUUCGGGAGCUACAGAAAUUAAAUCAAGAAAAGAAUAAUACAGAAUUGUAUUCAAUCGAAGUGCUGGAACUCUUCUGACAUUAUCAGUUUUCCUUCAUAGACGUUUUACAAAGCCCUUUUAUGUGAACUCUUCCUACUUAUCCAGGCAAGAGAGGUGUUUUGUUUGUGGCCGGCUCUCAAUAUCAAAAACAUGUCAGCAACUACCUGGGACUAUUGCUUGUUGAUGCUGGCUAGGUGUAGGGUCGCUAUGAGUCAGAAUCAACUUGACGGCAAUGGGAGGUAGGACUGCAGGUUUCACAAGAACCUAUUCUAGUUUGUGGAUGUUGAUGGAAGAGGUUCUCGAACUUUUUUUACACAUGUAACUAAGCCGAUUUUAAGUAAAUUUAUUUGUGUAUUGAUAAAAGUCUAAUUUCUUAUCAUACGUUUUGAGUAAUUCUUUUAAUAAAAAAAAAUCACCACUGAAGCAGUGCUUCUAGGAAGAAAGUAGUUUUAUCAAAGUCAGAGGCUGCCCUGGCUCAUCGGUGCUCAUGGCAGAAGAGGUCAAAUCCACAAGCAGGGCAGGGAGGGGGCCUCAUGCAGGGGAGAGCUGUCUCCUGCCAUUUUCCUUUAUUGUUAUACCUGUUUCCACUCACCUGCUUACCUACCCAAAGAUUGAAAAGUUUCUCUUUCUAUAUACUGUCUCUCAGAUUACCUCCAUGAUUAAUUGAUAGCAGUCAAUUUAAGAUAUGAAAGUAUGCAGUGAAAUCUGUAAGAUCCAGACUUGAUAGGACUGCCUUGUUUUUCCGAGUCUCGCAAGUUUUCCGCCUUUGAGAGGGUACAGUCUUACCACUUUUCUAUCAGUUGUGUUAGUGGAGAAUAUUUGAGUUUUCCUUCUCUGACAGGUUUCUGCCUUGCACAGGUUCUGGCUUUUGCAAGUUUUAGUGUAUUACCAAAUAGUUAAAAAAGAAAAAAAAAGCGCUUCUGAAAAUAGUUUUAUAGGUUGAUUAACCAUACUUUCCAGUUUUAACUGUUUGAAUUUAGGACAAAUGGAAAUGUUUUAUGUAGAAGAAAUGGAUGUUUUUGUUUCUUGAAGAUAAACGCAGAUUAUUUUUGUUAAAUUUGAAAUCACUUUCAGAUGAUAAUGAAGUUGUAAAUUAUAUUUAAGAAUUAAGUUUCCCCAAAGUGACCUGAAACCCUUCUGAGCUAUGAAUGAAAGUCUCUGUUGAGUAAAUGAUUUUGAAACCUGUUUUAAUGUGAAGAGUUACAAUACGUUUUUAAAAAACAAAAGUCCUCUGAAUUCUAGUGCAUAAAUAUAAGUUCAAGGGUGAUUCUAGAGGCCAGCUUUACAGAAUCGUUUAAUUUCACUUGGCGUUAGAAAAGUGAAGGCAUUAUUUCAGGUCACUCUGUGGAAACUUGAGUCACAACUAUGGCAGCUCACACACAGGUUCUCCUCAGUCAUUCUUACUAUUUUUAGACCUGAAAGAAAAGAAAUACCAAAGAUAAGAGUAUAUAUUGUCAUGCUUUAUACAGUGGGACCUUUUGCUCAACCAUUUUUAACGAAAGCGAUACAGUUCUUCUCAGCAGCAGUGAAAAAUGUAGGUCUCCACAGUAUAUCCCCUUUUUAUCUUUUUUGCUGAACCAUUUAAGAGUUACUUGCAGACAUCAGACAUUAUAAAAUUGUGAAUUUCUAAACUUUUUAUGAGCUUCAGGGUAAGAGAUCCUUUAUGAUUUACAGAUCCAUUUUAUGAGCAUUAAGAUAAUUUGGGAUUUUCACACUUCUAGAUUAUAAACUAUUGAUGAUUUUAUUUAUAAGAAGUCAUAAUUAA
Trichechus manatus latirostris (Florida manatee) is the source of this 3992-nucleotide messenger RNA. It is a transcript of the gene NOL11, whose product is annotated as nucleolar protein 11. Bases 28 to 2265 code for a protein of 745 amino acids. Lineage: Eukaryota; Metazoa; Chordata; Mammalia; Sirenia; Trichechidae. Gene Ontology annotation, cellular component: nucleolus; nucleus. The transcript has 19 exons. The record is from RefSeq and is a predicted model, not a curated record. Gene Ontology annotation, molecular function: protein binding; RNA binding. Gene Ontology annotation, biological process: maturation of SSU-rRNA.